This is a messenger RNA of Serinus canaria (Common canary), 2526 nucleotides long. It is a transcript of the gene DUOXA2, whose product is annotated as dual oxidase maturation factor 2. Lineage: Eukaryota; Metazoa; Chordata; Aves; Passeriformes; Fringillidae. Gene Ontology annotation, biological process: protein transport. Gene Ontology annotation, cellular component: endoplasmic reticulum membrane. Bases 86 to 1048 code for a protein of 320 amino acids. The transcript is spliced from 6 exons. The record is from RefSeq and is a predicted model, not a curated record.
GAGCCACCACUGGAGGCACCCAGGCAGGGCAGCGCAGGGUCCCCGCUGUCACCGCCUCUCUCCCACAGGCUCCUGGAGGUGCAGGAUGACUCUUUUCGACGGCGUCUACCCCUUCUACCCGCAGCAGAGGAAGGCUGCCGGGUUUGACAUCGGCACCAUCACAGUCACCGUGGUGUUCCUGACGCUGGCUUGCAGCUUCCUGCUCAUCUCCCCGGGCAUCCGCGGCCGGGCGAGGCUGUUCUGGACUCUCCGCGUUCUCCUCAGCCUCUUCGUGGGAGCGGUGAUCGUCGCUGUCCAGUUCACCAGAGACUGGGAGAGUGGCUGGGUGAGGGCAAACACCUCCUACAAGUCCUUCAGCCCCGUGCAGGUGAGCGCUGACAUCGGGCUGCACAUCGGCCUGGCCGGGCUGAACGUCACGCUCAGGGGAAACCCAGUGGAGCAGAUCAACGAGACCAUCAACUACAACGAGCACUUUCCCUGGAGCUUUGGGGCAGAUUAUGAGCACAGCUACAGCCAGGGGCUGCAGAAGGGGCUGCCCAGCCCCAUCCUGUACGUGGCAGAGAAGUUCAGCUGGCAGAGCCCCUGUGGCUGGCACAGGCGGUACCGCAUCGCCGGGCACUACGCCUCAGCCAUGCUCUGGGUGGCCUUUUGCACGUGGGUCAUGUCCAACAUUCUGCUCUCCAUGCCUGCCCUGGUUUAUGGAGGAUACAUGCUCCUGGCCACAGGGGCCUCCAUGAUCUUCUCUCUGCUCUCCUUCUCCACCGUGAGGAACUCCCCGACGUGCCUGAUCCAGAUUGGGACCAGCACCCUGCACCUGGCCUAUGGGGGAUCCUUCUGGCUCAUGCUGGCAAUUGGCCUGCUCUGUUUGGUGGCUGGGAUCACCAUCGUGGCCAUGCACCACCUCCGUCCCGACCUGCUGAAAACUUUCUUUGAUCUCCGUGAGGACAAAGCAGAGGAGCACCAGGAGAUGCCUGGGGUGUUCAGCAACCCUCACUUUGUGAGCAAGAGCCUGCCUCCUUCUGAGCCCACUGAAAUCAACAGCCUCUAGGAGAAACUCCUCCCUCUGGCCCUGAGGAUGGACCCAGAAGGGCAGGACAAAUUCUCCUUGAUGUCCCCAGGGAUGCAUUUCCCCACCCAGCUGCCUUUGAAGUCCAAGCUGGGAUGGGUCCUUGCUGGGAAGUCCUUCCCAGACUGACUUUCCUGUGACUCCCUCUGGGAGGGGCAGGCUGUGCUGGAGGCUGCCAUCAGAGCAGCUCACCCUGCUGAGACUUGGGCUGCACACCCACCUGGGGACCCCUGUCCCAGGGGGAAUGUCCUCCCUGCUCCAUUCUCCAAGGGUCUGCUCCCACUGAAACUGAGGAGCAGCUCAUGGGUCACAUUUCUGCCUGGGAGCACCUGCCACUCCACAACCUGGGGUUAAACCUCCUAAUUUUUUCCCCAAACGUGACAUUUUUGGUUCAGGUGUAUCCAGGAAAGCCAGGUAUGGAUCCAGCUGCAGGAGGUGGAAUAAAAAACCUGCUCCAGAAACAAAGACUGAGUACAUGUACCAUGGAGCUUGCUGUGGGGGAUGUGCUGAUUUGAUUGUCAAAUUUGGCCUUUAUUAGAGGAAACUUGUAGCCUGCUGUGGGCCAGAAGGAUGCCAUAGGAAGGGAAGGAGAGUGGAGGAUGAAGUUAUCCCUGUCCAGCUGGAGCACAGUUAGGCUGGCUGGGCAGCAGGGGAGGGAGGGGAUCUGUCCCUCUGCCUCACUCAGGUGAGACCCCACCUGCAGAGCUGCCUCCAGAGAAGGACACAGAGCUGUGGGAGAGAGCCCAGAGGAGGCCUUGGAGAUGCUCUCCUGGGCACCUUCAUCCCCAUUGAUUGUAAAGUACAGAAUUCCAACAUUUUGACUUUUCUUUCUGAGAUCCUUGCUGGCGAGUUACUGAUUUCUGUCAGGUGAUACUUGUGUGUCCCUCACGUGGUUUGGUCUGCACAGGAAUUAUUUUCAAUAAAACUUUACUAAAACCCCUCUCCUUUGAAACACUGUGGGCAUUGAAGGUUUCUUCAGAAGGGGCCAUGGGGCACAUCUGGAGGUCACUUCUGGCAGGCCCCCAGCAGCAGCCUCCUGUCCAUGGGCACAAAUGUCUCCCUGGCACAUUUCAGGGUCACCCACAAAGAAAUCUUUGUCAUGAGGAGCCCAGACUGGAGGUGCUGCUCACUCUCCCUAAUGGUUAUAGCUGCUUUCCAGGGCACUGUUCCUCCUUUCCCACCUCCUCUCCCACCUCCCCCUCCCUCCCUGCUGGUCUGGUUCCUCCAGCAUCCUCCUGGAAUUGUGCUCCUCUUUGCCCUCCUGCCCUCACACUGAGAGGAGCUGUGGGGCACAGGGGGGAGCCCAGCUCCACCUCAGCUCCCUGGCUGCUGAUGGGGACAGCAUCCAAGGGCAGGGGGAAUUUUUGAGGGUCUUCAGGGGCAGGGAGCUCGUGUGGGCUCUGCUUUGCCUUUGGUUCAUGACUGUGAGUCUGCAGUUACUUCCUUUCUCCCCAUUUUGU